Molecule: messenger RNA, 1825 nt
Organism: Ochlerotatus camptorhynchus
Lineage: Eukaryota; Metazoa; Arthropoda; Insecta; Diptera; Culicidae
Product: tigger transposable element-derived protein 2-like
Exons: 3
Coding region: 299-1825 (508 amino acids)
Cellular component (GO): nucleus
Molecular function (GO): DNA binding
Source: RefSeq, a predicted model, not a curated record
CGCUAAUUGGGGCACGACUGCACCCCAAUUAUCGAAUGGCAUUCGCUAAUUGGGGGGUGUCGACAAGUGUCAAAGUUGACCGGGGGGCGCUUGACUCGUUUGUUUUGGUUUUCAGUCUUUCGUCUGCUUAACUGAUGCUGUGAGCAGCUACUUAGUUUUUGUCUUGCGUGAGUGUAAAUUGAGUGAAUCGAUUGAAUAUUUUGUUGAGUUAUUUCCGGCGCUGGUAAAUAUUUGUGCAUUCAUACGUUGUUUGUAAUGUUGUAGCAAUUAUCCUCCUGAAAUUUGUUCAGCUUUCACAAUGGAAGGAGUAUCAGCUUCCAGUUCCGGAGUGGAUAAUAAGCAAGUCGUGAAACGGAAGCACACUACGCUUACCUUGGCUCAGAAGGUGAGAAUAAUCGAGGAAUUUGAAGCAGGAAACGGUUCCCACGAAAUGUUAGGCAAAAGGUUUGGUGUCAGAGCAUCCUCGGUCGGUCGAUUUUUGAAAAAUAAGGAGUCAAUUCGGAUGAAACUAGAAAAAUUCAGAGAACAUGGCGUGGAAAAUCGAAAAACGAUGAAGGAGCAGAAUUUUCCCUUAAUGGAGGAAGCGCUUUACCUAUGGGUUUUGCAACAACGUGAGGCUAAUAUUAUUGUCACAUUGGAUGUGAUCAAGGCCAAAGCAGAACAACUGUUCCAAUGCUUUCAAGAUCUUGGUGUUUAUCUGGAUCUUGCUUUUUUGAUUUCGGAUGGCUGGGUGCGCCGUUUUAAACAGCGUUUCGGAUUACGAAGUGCUCAUGAAGAAAUCGCUUCGGGACGAAAGCUCAACAAAACCCGAUUCACAUUCAUGCCGUGCUCGAACAUGGAUGGUUCUCUCAAAAUGAAACUGAUGUUCAUUGGGGUAGCCGAGAACCCCCGUGGAUUUCCUCGUGGCUUUCAGCAAUCAUUACCGGUAUCCUACUACAAUUCCAAAAAAGCUUGGAUGACACGUCAGUUGUUCCGUACCUGGUUUUAUGACGAGUUCAUUCCCGCUGUCCGGAAGUUCUCUGCUGAGCACGAUUUGGAACCGUCAGCGCUUUUGGUUCUGGAUAACUGUACUGCUCACUACGAUGGAUGCGAUGAUUUGAAGAGUGAUGAUGGAUUAAUUCAAGUGAUGUACCUUCCACCAAAUGUGACAGCAGAAUGCCAGCCGAUGGAUCAGUCGGUGAUCAACGCAAUCAAAACCAGGUACAAACGGAAGCUGAUGCUUAAGCUUGUUUUGGAAAACGAAGAUUUGCCCUUGGAACAACGGGUGAAUAAUGUGUCCUUACGGCAGAGUAUUGAUUGGAUUGCUGAAGCUUGGGACGAAAUCAGUCAGGUUACCAUUGAAAAUUCCUGGAAAAAGUUGUUCGAUGAGUUUCCAGGUUGUGAAUGGAGCAUGUCUGAACAGGCGGAGGAUCUUUUUGCUGAUUUCAAGUCCCUUGUAGCAUCAAUUGAUGGCAUAGCCGGAACAAACACAACCGACGAGCAAAUCCAGCUUUGGCUUGAGGAUCGAGUAGUAGAUUCCAAUGGUACAACAGUUUCAAUAACCAGCGAAGUGUUCAGAGACGAAGAAAUAGUCAGCGCAGUUUUGAAUAAAGCAGACGAUUUAACUUUCACGGAGGAAGAAUGGUUGGAUACCACCCCGGAGGCUUUGAACGGAAGUGCCCUCGCUACUGAAAACGAAGAACCCGAAGACAUCGAUUUUCCAACCGCGAUGAAGUCGCUUGAUAACGUGAUCCAAUUCGUACAGAACAAUCCCGCUCAGACUUUGAAACUGAAAACCCUGCGAACUGAAUUGCUGGAAGCAGAGUGGAAGAGACGCAAUCUGUAA